This is a messenger RNA of Eurytemora carolleeae, 931 nucleotides long. RefSeq lists its product as uncharacterized. The coding region runs from base 1 to 609 and encodes 202 amino acids. The transcript is spliced from 5 exons. NCBI's taxonomy places the organism in Eukaryota, Metazoa, Arthropoda, Copepoda, Calanoida, Temoridae. The record is from RefSeq and is a predicted model, not a curated record.
AUGGGUUCUUACUUAUUCUUUCUUAUAGCGAUUACUCCAAAGAACAAGAUAUUUCUAUCCCUCCUGUUCCAGAAUGCGCUACGUGGUGAGACUGGAGCUCGGAAGAAGAACCUGAGUAAACAUCUGAUCUGCGGGAAGACCGCCAAGACCUACUUGUUCUGGGACAACUUGAUGUACCAUUACAAGUACCUUGCACCCCUUUACGGAAAGAAAAUUGAGUUUAAGGAGUAUAUCAGUCCCCAUGACGGCUGGUUAUUCAGUUUCCCUCAAAACCUGAAACUUCAUCAUAAAAUAUCACAGUUUGAGAGAACAGAAGCAACUCAUAUAGAACACAGGGUGAACCUGAAUAAUCCUGACUGGAUCCCCCCGUGUGAGAGGAACAUGGAACGGUAUACUGUAAAGGAACAUCUAGAAACUAUUCCUAGUAAGAAGUCCAGGUUUCUUAGAAAGGAAUUCAGUACUUCAAUUAAGCCGAGAGGUAGGGAAGAGAUCGAAGAAGAAGAGGAAGCAGAGAAAAGGAAUAGGAAAAUGGAGGUUCAGCAACCAGUGGAGAAAUCUUAUUACAAGAAGAAGGAUAAAUAUCACACUGCCCGGAACCGGAUGGUUUAAGCACACUGCCCUGAAUCCGGAUGUUUUGAGCACACUGCCCGGAAUCCGGAUGUUUUAGGCACAUUGCCCGGAAUCCGAAUGUUUUGAGCAGACUGCCCGGAAUCCGGAUGUUUGAAAUAAUAUAGAUCUUCCACUUAGUUUUUUUUUUCGUAGUGGUGUCAAUCUUCCUUUAGAGCUGUGAGUCAAAUUUAGAAGAAAAAAUAUAUAUAUUUAUGUUUAGAUUAUUUAUUAACAUGUCUUUACUUGAAUUCUAGUCAUUGCUAGUCUACAAUAAAUUGUUAUUAAACUACUCAAUUGUUAUAAUAAAUAGAUAGAUAUAGUU